Pseudocercospora fijiensis CIRAD86 is the source of this 2072-nucleotide messenger RNA. RefSeq lists its product as uncharacterized. The transcript is spliced from 2 exons. Lineage: Eukaryota; Fungi; Ascomycota; Dothideomycetes; Mycosphaerellales; Mycosphaerellaceae. The record is from RefSeq and is a predicted model, not a curated record. The coding region runs from base 121 to 1692 and encodes 523 amino acids.
GCCGCGUCAACAACACUCCUGGUGUCACUAAACCCGCAGUGUCCACAUCCGAAUCACUUUUUCGGCCUGGCAAUCAAUCAAUUGACCCGCAUCACUCGAACGGUGUGAGACAACGGCGCCAUGUCCAACAAGUCGGGCUUGUACCUGAACUUCCUCCAGUCGCCCAGCACGGGUGUACUAGCGAGCGAUGCAUCGAUCAACUACAUCACCACGACUACGACGAUCAGCGAGCCUACCGCCGUCCUCAAGCAUCUAGGAGCUCAAGGCAAGCAAAUCGAACAGAAGGAACAGAAAGUCAUCUAUACGAUUGAAGGCGACAAUGGCUGCUGUCUGGAGACCAUCACAACCCUCCAGUUCCGCAUGGGUGGUGGCGCGUACCUGCCAGGCAUGGACUCGAACAUGUUAGACGAGCGUGAAGUGACCUUCCCAAUGACGCAUGUGGUUACCUACAAGGGCGACAAGAUCCAACAGAUCCGUCUCUACUGGGACCAAGGCACGCUCUUGAAGCAAGUGGAGGCUAUCGGCAAGACUGGACGCAACUGGCCAAUCCGCGACGGUAAGGCUCAGAUUGAUUCCAUCAAUGCCAGCGUCAAGUCCGGCAUUCAGGGUGGAGGAAGCGCUGGGAAGGAGCCAUUAGGCGUGCGCAAUCCCAAUGAGGUUGUCAUCAGAGAUCACCACAAACGAGACAGCGUCUCUGUCACUCGCGAUCCUCACGCCAGUCUGACCUUGUUCGCUGAGCGCGACGUCAACGAAGAUGGACGCACCUACAACGGACCCAAGUAUGAGCCAGUCAAGUCGGCCAAGCCAAUCCCACGCGACCUUGGCGAGCUCUUCACGAGCGAAGACACCGCUCCAGACCCAUCGCGCAGUCAAUCACCGCACAAGAUGGAUGGCACUGUCUUGAAGGCAGGAGCAGGCCGAAACCACCAGAACAACCGACUCUUCGAUGACCAGGACGACCAAGAGCCUCCACGUUCGCCUGAGCGUAAGAAGACGUACAGUCAGAAGUAUGAGCACUUCGCAUUCGGCAACGGCGAAGACGCUCCAAAAGAAAACCGUCCCUUGGGCAAGAACAAGUCAAGCCAGCACGAUGCUACAUUCAGCUUUGAGGAUUUCCACACCCCGCCGAAGCACAUCGAGAAGAACCGCCCGGAUUAUGAACGUCACUGGGGCGCUGGUGACGAUCCAGAGUCUCCUCCCAAGCGUCCUGUAGUCCACCAUCCAAGGAAGGACGCAAAGCCUCACUGGGAGACUGCACACGAUUCGUCCCCAGCUCCUUCCAAGGAGAAGUCUCUCCAGCGCCAGAAGGGACUUGGCCUGUACGGCGACCCUCUGCACAAGGACGAGCGCGUCAGACAGCCACCGAAGCCCAAUGUCAACAAUGCUCGCCGCGGAGAUGAUUUUGGACCUCACUACGAGAUUUCGGACAAGUCUCCGGCCGGUGCAAAACCGGCUCAGAGCAAACGCGAGACUCGAUCCGAUAUGGCAAGCAACUGGAGCUUCGAAAGCCCAGUUCAGGAAGAGAAGAAGAUCUACAAGACAGCAGGUGAUGGUAUGGGUUCGCGCGCUGGACGCCGAGCUUGGGGAAUUGGUGAUGAUUCGGAUCCAGAAGUCGAUGCUGAUGUGAGACCCAGUGCUAGAAGUCGUCGCGCCCAACAAGAAACGGGAGCGGGAGCCGAGCUGGACUUCUGAAGAAUCACUGAGCAAGGUACUGGAUGAGCCGCCGCCCAGAGCAGCUUCUCCAACAAAGCGCGCCUGCCCGAAUGCUUAUUCCAAAGAUGAUGCGCGCAGUUCUCAGAUCUAGGAUGAGGAGAACCGACGACCUUCUGCUGGCGAUGCUGAAACUGGUGCCAACGUCAUCAGCAUGACCGCAAGGUCAUACCCGCUGCCAGAGCACGAGUUGGUCAAUGACUCCUUACGAUGUUGCACAAGCGUUUAGGAUGGAGCGAUUCCGCUAGGAAAGAUUGAUACCCUCAGGCGUGCUUGGCGGAAUCGCAACUUGCGAUGUGAGAGUUGGCGGUUUGUCAAACAAGGUUUAGCAAUACAUGCCAAUACAAUGCUGUUUAAUCUUU